Messenger RNA from Alternaria arborescens, 294 nucleotides. RefSeq lists its product as hypothetical. The record is from RefSeq and is a predicted model, not a curated record. Gene Ontology annotation, cellular component: mitochondrial inner membrane. The transcript is spliced from 2 exons. The coding region runs from base 1 to 294 and encodes 97 amino acids. NCBI's taxonomy places the organism in Eukaryota, Fungi, Ascomycota, Dothideomycetes, Pleosporales, Pleosporaceae. Gene Ontology annotation, biological process: protein insertion into mitochondrial inner membrane.
AUGUCAAUGUUCUUCGGUCAAAAACCUCAAAUCUCUUCGGAGCAAAAGAUUGCGCAGGCGGAAGCUGAGAUUGACAUGGUGAGCGACAUGUACAGCCGCCUCGUCAAGUCUUGCACAGCGAAAUGCAUAGACACAAACUACCGGGAAGCCGAUCUCAACAAGGGCGAAUCCGUCUGCCUCGACCGCUGCGUAUCUAAGUUCUUCGAAGUCAACGUCAAGGUUAGCGAGAAGAUGCAGGGAGAGGCACAAGGAAAGCAGGGUGGAGGUGGCGGCAUGUUCGGUGGUGGAAUGUAA